Symbiodinium pilosum is the source of this 510-nucleotide messenger RNA. Lineage: Eukaryota; Dinophyceae; Suessiales; Symbiodiniaceae. The record is from the annotation of a GenBank genome assembly.
AUGGAUGGCCGAUUCGAUGAACUGCUCUUGGGCCUGGCCCAGAAGCACAAGGGGAUCGAGGACUUGCUGCACACGUUGAUGACCUUCAUGGAGCGACGGACAGACUUGUUCCACGUCAAGGAAGGCGAUGGCGAUUCAAAAGGCUUCAAGCUCGGGGAAGCCGAAAAGAUGCUGAAAAAACAGUUCAGUGAGUUCCAGGCACGAUACCUGGCACGUGCGCAGCCUCAUCUCCUAGCAAAGCUACCCCAGGGCCAGCCAGGUGGCUAUGCUGCCUUGCAGCCUUCGUCGUCCAGCCGACAAGCCGUGCCCAUGGGAGUCAACCCUUCGCCGUUAGAAGGUGGUGACCCUGGUCUUUGGGAGAGACACCAAAACCAGGAGCAAGGAUUUGUGUGGAAUCAGACGCACGAGGAAGUCACCGUGGAAAUUCCCGUGGAAGCCUGCAAGGGGUCUGACCUCAAGGCAUCUGCCAAUUCGAUUUUCACCACAUCUGGAAUCGAUCUGGUUCCCUGA